This is a messenger RNA of Beta vulgaris subsp. vulgaris (sugar beet), 467 nucleotides long. RefSeq lists its product as hypothetical. The transcript has 4 exons. Bases 1 to 360 code for a protein of 119 amino acids. NCBI's taxonomy places the organism in Eukaryota, Viridiplantae, Streptophyta, Magnoliopsida, Caryophyllales, Amaranthaceae. The record is from RefSeq and is a predicted model, not a curated record.
AUGGGGAACGGGGCAUUAUUUGGAAGCCAUUGUUCCUUGACCAAUGCGUCUCUUGAGAAAGUUGCCAUAGCAAGAGGACUUCAUGGUGUGGAUGAGCUCUUGGUCCAACUAGGAAAGCAAAAAAACGGAGUUUCUACAGAAGAGGCUUUUAAUAUACUAGAAAAGGAACUUGGUCUUUCUGCUUUUGGAGAUGUUAUCAACUCCGAGGUAUAUGCUGGAGGUAUGAAUGGUAGCACUUGCAAGAGGUUGCUGAGAAGGUACAAGGAGGCUAUGGAGUCAAAGGACGAGCUUAGGGUUAGAGGGAAGAUGCAUCUUUUGAAAAAACAUUGUGGCUACAAGCCUACAACUCUACAAGGGUAACGGAGAAAAUGAUCAUUGUUGUAGUGCGCACGAGUAUUAUUGCUGCUUCAUCGUUCUAUACUUUCUAUUAGGUUUCUUGUAGUCAUAUGUUUUGUUGUCACAUAGCA